AUGUGUGAGGGUAAAUCAGUCAACCCUGUAGGCGAUGCUCGACCACAGCAUUCCAGCAAUAACGGCGACUAUGGCGAAAGAAGCUACGAUGUCCUCUCUCCCGAGAUCAAGAGAUCCUACGUCCGGAAGAUGGAUCUCUGGCUUUUGCCUUUUCUGACCAUCAUGUACUUUUUCAACGCGAUCGACCGGACAAACCUUGGUAAUGCGCAGACUGACAGAAUGGGCACGGCCCUCGGAUUUAUGGGUGAACAAUACUCGAUACUCAUCUUGUUCUUCUAUAUCCCCAACGGUCUGUUCGACUUGCCUCUGAACCUGCUCACCAAGCGAUUCUUGGCUCGGGUUAUGCUGCCAACCUUGAUGACUGGCUGGGGUGCAAUGUCGCUGAUCCAAGCUGGCUGCAAGAGCUUCGCGCCACUGCUAGUUGUCAGACUGAUCCUUGCUGCCCUGCUGGCUGGCGCCUUCUCUGGGCUCUUGUCCUUCGGCGUGUUCCAGAUCUCCCACCCAUAUGUGCAGGGAUGGCGGUGGCUGUUUAUCAUCGAAGGUGCACUGACCGUCAUCUUUGGUGUCGUUGCGUUCUGGUGGCUGCCCGCCUCACCGCAGACGACGUGGUUCCUCAAGCCAGAAGAGCGUGAGGUCGCACGGCUUCGGUCACUACGUGACGGCUCCAACGCCGUUGGCGAGGAAUUCAAUUUCAAAGAAUCCUUCCGCAGCUGGAAAGACUGGAAGUUCACCCUGUGGUGCAUCAUCAGCUUCACCUAUCCGGUGGCCUUUGCCACGACAGCCAACGUCCUGCCCCUGAUCCUUCAGCGCUUCGGCUACUCCACCGUCAUCACCAACCUGCUCACGCUCCCGCCUAACGUCUGCGGCUUCCUCGUGCUGCUGGCGGUGACGUACAGCUCGGACCGCCAGCGCGAGCGUACGUUCCACAUUGUCGGCAGCCUCGCCCUGAGUCUCACGGGCUUCAUCAUCCUGGCCUGCCUCUCAGACCAAGCCCCGCAUCGUGUGGCCGUGGGCUACUUUGCAUGCUUCCUCCUGACCAGCGGUGCAUACAUCCCAAGCUGCCUCGUGCACAGCUGGCACAACAACAACAACCUGAGCGAGAACUCGCGCGCCGCAACCACAGGCCUGCUCGUCGGCCUGGGCAAUCUCGGUGGCGUCCUCUCAGCCACGACCUUCCGCACUGCCUACGCACCGCGAUACAUCCCUACCCUGGCAGCCACGGCCGGGUGCAAUGUCGUGUGCAUCUUCUUCACUUUGUGGAUGGGGCUGUGGCCGAGGCGCGACAAUCGUCGCAGAGACAAGGAGCAGGGCGUCGUGCUCAAGGCCGAGCAAGUCAACACCCAGCACCUGGCCGACGGCGCCAACGAUCCGAGUUGGCGGUGGUUCCUCUAG
Molecule: messenger RNA, 1392 nt
Organism: Microdochium trichocladiopsis
Lineage: Eukaryota; Fungi; Ascomycota; Sordariomycetes; Xylariales; Microdochiaceae
Product: major facilitator superfamily domain-containing protein
Exons: 4
Coding region: 1-1392 (463 amino acids)
Biological process (GO): transmembrane transport
Cellular component (GO): membrane
Molecular function (GO): transmembrane transporter activity
Source: RefSeq, a predicted model, not a curated record